CUAGUGUAAUUAAAAAGAAAAAGAAAGAUAAAAGUUGAGAUUAGCACACAAUCUCUCGAGAUCUCCCAUUAAUGGUGGGUUUGGGUGGAAGGUUUACGCAAUCCAUUAUAGCAAUCCAAAGAUUCUCUUUUUCUCCAACUCCACUUUCCCUUUGCUUCCGUUUCCUUUCUCUGUCUUCUACUCAUUAAUCAAAUAUCCGUUUCGUUCCUUCCUCUCCCAAACAACUUCAUUUUCUCUCUUCUUUUGUGGAAAUCCCAAAAUUAUUGACACGAAUUUGGAUCUAUCUUUGUUAUAAAAAUCUUUCCUUUAUACAUAUUUAUAACAACUUCCAAUUUAUUUCCCUUUAUAUUCCUUCUUCUGCGAAAUACCAUGGGAAACAUCGGAAGUAGCGGUUCACAUGGCUGGCGUAGGAACGGCAGUCGGCGAAACCACCCUCCGCCGCCGCCGCAACCGCCUACUCCAUCUCAACCUCAACCUGAAAUCACUGCCAAUCGCUACGUCUUUGCUGCCGCCACGCCUUACCCGCCCCAGUACCCCAACACGAACCCACCCCAAUACUAUCAGUAUCCAGGCUACUACCAGCCUCAGCCGCCGGUUCCCUUGCCACUUCCGGCGCCUUACGAUCAUCACCAUCGAGGCGGUCCUCACAUGGAACCCGCCAAUUGGGGUAGGUAUCCUUAUGUACCGAUGGUGCCGCCGCCUCCAGUGCCGUAUAUUGAGCAUCAAAAGGCGGUUACUAUAAGGAAUGACGUUAACUUGAAGAAGGAAACUUUGAAAUUGGUGCCUGAUGAGGAGAAUGCUGGGAAGUUUUUGGUUUCUUUUACUUUUGAUGCUACUGUUGCUGGAAGAAUGGCUGUUAUUUUCUUCGCAAAAGAAGGUGAGGACUGCAAUCUAACACCAAUGAAGGAAAGUAUUCUACCCCCAGUAACUGUGCCUUUCGAACUAGGUCUAGGACAGAAGUUCAGACAACCCUCUGGUACAGGGAUUGAUUUCUCUAUGUUUGAGGAGUCAGAAUUACUGAAAGUGGAUGAUGCCAGUAUCUAUCAUCUGGCAGUGAAAGCAGAGGCAUUGCCUGUCAACCAGAGUGAACCAGAUGGAAAUCAAGUGACGGGAGCCAUGAAUUCUCAGAUAACUCAGGCAGUGUUUGAGAAGGAGAAGGGCGAAUACCACGCUAGAGUAGUGAAACAGAUUCUAUGGGUGAAUGGUAUGAGGUAUGAGCUACAAGAGAUUUAUGGAAUUGGAAAUUCAGUUGAUAACGGGGUCGAUGCAAAUGAUCUUGGAAAAGAAUGCGUCAUUUGCCUUUCGGAACCUCGGGACACAACCGUUCUUCCCUGUAGGCACAUGUGCAUGUGCAGCUCUUGCGCAAAGGUUUUGAGAUGCCAGACUAAUCGCUGCCCAAUAUGUAGGCAACCUGUUGAGAGGCUUUUGGAGAUAAAGGUCAACAAUGUCCCUGAUGAAUGAGAUGACUAUGUUUCUUCAAAUAUCUUCCUGUAUAGUACCUUGUUGCCUUUCUUUUGACUUUUACCCCCUUCUUUUUCACUUUUUCAUUGCCUCUCUCUCACUAUAUGUUUGGCCUUUCUAAUAAUCAAACAGGAAGUUAUAAGAAUUAUGCUGCUAUAUAGAAUGAAUGAAUUGAUGGAAUUUUCACCCAA
Gossypium raimondii (Peruvian cotton) is the source of this 1652-nucleotide messenger RNA. Its product is annotated as probable E3 ubiquitin-protein ligase LOG2. Lineage: Eukaryota; Viridiplantae; Streptophyta; Magnoliopsida; Malvales; Malvaceae. The record is from RefSeq and is a predicted model, not a curated record. Gene Ontology annotation, biological process: protein ubiquitination. Gene Ontology annotation, molecular function: ubiquitin protein ligase activity. Bases 370 to 1461 code for a protein of 363 amino acids. The transcript is spliced from 3 exons.